CGUAUCAAAGAGUACCGAUAGGGUCAUUAUUGUUACUGAUUGUUUGCUUUGGUACGAACUUCAUGAAAAUCAACGCGAACGCAACACUCGUCGUCUAUCAUAUUAUCUUCUUGGACCCGAGCACUGGACAACAAACUAAAGUCACUCUGAAGCCCUAACAAACAAAGACAAAGCAUUACACAAACGAAAACAAACAGCCCAGUAGAAUGCUGACGAAGUUUGAAUCGAAAUCGGCUCGCGUCAAGGGUUUGGCCUUCCACCCAGUACGCCCCUGGGUGUGCGCCUCCUUGCACAAUGGUGUCAUCCAGCUGUGCGUAUUCGAUAAGAUAUCACUGCGUUCGAUUGUCCUUUUGCUUCUUUUUUUUCAACAGUUUCCUACUACUUGUCGCUGGCUGCACAAGGACUGAUACCACCUGUGUUUCUCGUAACUGCGGGAUUUGACCCGGGUCAUUGCUGGUUGCUUCUGUUUCUUUCGCUCCGGGUAUAGCCUCGUGAUAACGUUUUUACUCACUCAUAUUUGUUUUCUGAUCCAUAUGAUUAUCAAUUGGACAACAAAUUACAAUACCACACAACUCCAGUUGGGAUUAUCGAGUUGGGACCGUCAUCGAUCGAUUCGAAGAGCACGAUGGACCUGUUCGAGGAGUUGAUUUCCACAAAACUGAUUCUCUGAUUGUUAGUGGAGGUGAUGAUUACAAAAUUAAGGUAUGGGAUUACAAAUUGCGUCGAUGCCUCUUCACGUUGCUCGGUCAUCUUGAUUACAUCCGUACGGUUGAAUUCCACCCAGAUCCGGCCAAGUUUCCCUGGAUCUUGUCCGCCAGUGAUGAUCAAACAUUGCGGUUGUGGGAUUUCCAGAAACGUAGUUGUUUGAGCGUCCUAACAGGACACAACCACUAUGUAAUGUGUGCGGCAUUCCAUCCCUCGGAAGAUUUGAUUGUUUCGGCUUCCUUGGAUCAAACCGUCAGAGUUUGGGACACUACUGGACUCCGAAAGAAACAAACGGGACAAGACGUUAUGGAUCCCAUGCGUGGACCACAGGUCUCAGCUACGACAAACGCUGCCAUGAAUGUUCAGGCCGAACUUUUUGGAACGAAUGACGUCGUUGUCAAGUAUGUCUUGGAGGGACACGAUCGUGGCGUAAACUGGGCGUGUUUCCAUCCCACUCUGCCGUUGUUGGCAAGUGCCGCCGAUGACCGCCAGGUGAAGUUGUGGCGAAUGUCGGAAACCAAAGCUUGGGAAGUCGAUACCCUUCGCGGACACGCUAACAACGUGAGCAGUUGUUUGUUCCACCCCAAACAUGAUUUGAUUGUUUCAAAUAGUGAGGAUAGAAGCAUUCGUGUCUGGGAUGUUUCAAAGCGUGUUGGCGUCCAAACGUUUCGACGAGAAGGCGAUCGAUUUUGGAUCUUGGCCGCUCAUUCCAACCAGAAUCUUUUAGCGGCCGGGCACGAUUCCGGAAUGAUUGUCUUCAAGCUCGAGAGAGAGCGUCCUGCCAUGUGCUACAAUGCUCCUCGUUCGAAGCUGUACUACGUUCGAGGCCGGGAACUCUUCGCUCGUGAUUACAGCCGAGGAGAUGGCUCUGGAAAUGAUAUCCCUAUUGCUUCCCUUCGAAGAGUUGGACAACAGGCCCAAACGGAUGGAAUUGGGUCGGCUCCCCGAACCUUGGUGUACAAUGCACACAACCCUAGCGAGGGCAACGUUUUGGUAUGCAGCGAUAUCGAUGGCGGUAGCUACGAACUUCUUACAUUUAAUGGGGCGAAUGUAACCGAUGGAAAGCGAGGCGCGUGCUUGGGUCCUGCUGUCUUUUUGGGACGCAACCGAUUCGCAGUGCUCGACAGACACCAACGCCAAAUCAUCGUAAAGAAUCUUGACAACGAAACAACUAAGCGCGUGCAACCUCCGGUUGCUAAUGUGGACGCUCUAUUGGACGGAGGAGCCUCCGGACGUGUCUUGUUGCGCGCUGACGACCGCGCCAUUCUUUUUGAAGUACAAUCCAGACGCAUCCUCGGGGAGCUCACUGCACCGAAAAUCAAGUCGGUCGUAUGGAGUCCCGAUGGAUCGAAGGUCGCUAUUGUCUGCAAGUACGGAGUCGUCAUUGCCGAUCGGCAACUCGAACAGCUCUGCAGUGUUUCCGACAACGUCCGUAUCAAGAGCGGUGCUUGGGACUGCUCCCCAUCGUCGGAUGGCACCGCAUCGAACUUGUUCGUUUACACUACCCUUAACCACAUCAAGUAUUGCUUGCCAUCGGGAGAUAGUGGAACGAUCCGAACACUGGAAACCCCAAUUUAUGCCGUGCGUGUCGUAAAGGACCAACUUCAUUGUUUGGACCGUGAAGCGCGGGCUAGAGUUAUCGCUAUCGAUACCACAGAAGCACGAUUCAAGCUUGCUUUGGCCAACAAGAAGUACGGCCGUGUCAUGCACAUGGUGAACCAUUCUCGUCUAUGUGGUCGUGCCAUUGUUGCGUAUUUGCAACAGAGAGGGUUCCCCGAAGUUGCUUUGCAUUUCGUCCGCGAACCCAAGACUAGAUUCAAGCUUGCCUUGGCGUGCGGAGAUAUCGAAGCUGCAAUGGAGUCUGCAUUCGCACUGGAAAAUCAGACUCAACAAAACUCAGAGAUCGAAGGAGGCUCCUCAACUGAUGAAACACGAGAAAUCUGGAGUGAACUGGGUGCUGAGGCACUGCGCCAAGGAAACUAUGAAAUGGUUGAAAUGUCCUAUCAACGCACAAAAGAUUUUGAUCGACUCUCAUUUUUGUAUCUUAUGACUGGUGAUACAGAAAAACUCCGCAAGAUGUUGAAGAUUUCCAACAUGAGAGGGGAUAUUAUGGGACGAUACCACAAUGCUUUGUUCUUGGGUGACGCUGCUGAGCGUUUGGCCGUUUUGGAGGCAAGUGGAAAUCUUCCCUUGGCUUUCAUGUGUGCGAAGCUUCAUGGAUUAGUUGAAGAUGCCGACCGAAUCAAAGUUGCAAUCGAGACAAAUGAAGGAGAAGAAAAAAUGCAGACAGUUCUCGAGCAAACCUUGGCAAUUGAGACACAGAAUGAUCGAAGUGGUGGCCGCUUGUUGCAACCUCCAACUCCGAUAUUCCGAGAUAACAAUUGGCCGACACUCGAAGUUCAGAAGUCAACAUUGGCGGAUCUAACUGCUGCUGUUCCCGAGGAAGAGGAAGUCGAAACUCAGGCGGCACUAAACGCACCUGUUUCCGAAUUAGCUGAUGACUGGCAAGAUGCAGUUGACGAUUCCGAUCUUGCCGCUGAUCUUGCAGCGGCAGAUGACGACUUCGGUGACGACGACUGGGGUGACGAUGAUGGCCUUGAUGAUCUUGGUGAUUUCGGGAAUGAUGAAGAUCUUGACGUGGAUGGUGAUGACUUCGACAAUAUUGCCGAUGAUUCUGGAUUUCAACUGCCUCCUUCAGGACGCCCGCCUGCUGCUUGCUGGGUGGCAAACUCGUCGCAUGCAGCGGAUCACGUUGCCGCUGGUGGAAUGUCAUCUGCGAUGCAGUUGUUGAACCGUCAAAUUGCAGCCUCGGAAUUUUCUGUCUUGCAGCAGAACAUGAUGGGUUGUUAUGCUGGUUCUAUGAUGAGUGUUCCUGGAAUUGCUGGAAGUGGAAGUAUGGCUUUGCCUUUGAUGCGUAACGAUAGUGAUGGACAUCCCGGAAACGCAUCUUUACCUCGAACCUAUAUUACACCAAAGAAUUUGGUCGAUGGCGUGAAGAGUGGAUACCGCUUUUUCCAGGGAGGUAAAUUCAACGAUUCGAAGGCAUCCUUUAUGGCUGUUUUGACGCAAAUUCCUUUGGUUGUGACAAACAAUCCGAAAGAACAGGCGCAAAUAAAGCAUAUGGUGAACGUCUGUCGCGAAUACAUCACCGGAAUCCGUAUCAAAGGAGCCAUGGCGGAAGCCGGAAAAGAUCCUGUUCGAGCGACCGAGCUUUCUGCUUACUUCACUCACUGUGAACUUAUUCCCGCUCACAUGGUAUUGGCUUUGCGAUCCGCUAUGGGAACCGCGUUCAAGCACAAGAACUAUAUUCUUGCAGCGAGCUGUGCUCGUCGAUUGCUAGAAUUGCCCGAAAUGAGCAGCGAACGCAAUGCCGAUCUGAAGAACAAGGCCAUGAAGGUACGACAAAAGUCAGAACAAAUUGCACGCAACGAACACGAACUGAACUACGACGAAACCAAGUCGUUCAAGAUCGACUGUGCUACCUUGGUGCCGAUCUACUCGGGCGCAUCGUACAAAUCGUGCUCUUAUUGCGGAUCGCAAUACGCUGGUGACGAUAUGGUAAACAAGCUGUGCUCUACAUGCGGUCUUAGCCAGGUCGGUAUCAAGACUUUAGGAUUGGUUACUGGUUAAGAGUAAAAGGAUGAAUGAGGUGGCGUGGGAUUGAAUGAAUUUAUUCCAAGUAGAUUGUGCGUAUUUUGCUCUCGAGCUCUGAACUAAUAUCAAACGAUGAUAAGAUAUAUUUGAUACAAAAUAUCUUCCGUAGAAUUGAUUUACGGCAUCAUGUCCAGCGAGAGGGGGGUAAUUCAAGUAUCUACGUAUUUCUACGCAAGAGGGCGUUCGUCUAAUGACGUUUCGAGUUUAGUUUCGUGUACGGUUACAACUGUGAUUUCAUUCGUUUGUUUGUUCGAUUCAUUCGUCUAGGAAUAUGACAUAACAAGAUCCCGAGGAUGUGACGCUCCAUGUGCUGAAGUAUGCUUUAAAUUUACGUCUACAAGCGCAAGUCUAUUUUGAAAGAUUGCCAUCUGAGACAAACGAAGCGCAUUUGUUUUCUUCGAACUAUUUUCACACCGUGGGCGCCUGUGUUGGAUCAACCUGGUGCAACCUCGUGGAACCCAUCAUUUCUUCGGGAAGUUCGGCGGGUGUUUUCCCCUCGAUCACGAAUCCAAUGUCGACGGCCUUCAGGGAGCUCAGGUAUCGCCGCGUUACGUUUACGGUUUUCUUGGCAAUGGCCGUUCCGCUCGAAAUAUCCAGGUCACAGAUUUGUAGACAGUGCAAAGAUUGAUUUUGUUGCGGGAUGUACUUGUAGCUGACGUCCAAUCGUUUGCCGAUCAAUGCUGGUUUACCGGUCACCAGGUUUCGAACUAGAAACGGCCCCUCUGGAACAAUCGCGAUGAGUUUGAGACGUUCGUUCUUGAAUUCGGCAUCGUCCGAUGCCAUCCACCUCGCCAGGGCUAUUUCUGCCUUUGUAAAACCCUCUAUGCUCAACUCCCUCUUUUCUUGUUUCGUCAUGUCCAUCUUCAUGAAGGGCACGAAUUUAGCGGGCACUUCAUAAUAUUGAAUCAACACCCCCCAAGGAAACAAAAACCGAAACACAUA
This is a messenger RNA of Pseudo-nitzschia multistriata, 5301 nucleotides long. The record is from the annotation of a GenBank genome assembly. Lineage: Eukaryota; Bacillariophyta; Bacillariophyceae; Bacillariales; Bacillariaceae.